Molecule: messenger RNA, 4420 nt
Organism: Nothobranchius furzeri (turquoise killifish)
Lineage: Eukaryota; Metazoa; Chordata; Actinopteri; Cyprinodontiformes; Nothobranchiidae
Gene: akt3b
Product: v-akt murine thymoma viral oncogene homolog 3b
Biological process (GO): protein phosphorylation
Cellular component (GO): nucleus; cytoplasm
Molecular function (GO): protein serine/threonine kinase activity; ATP binding
Source: RefSeq, a predicted model, not a curated record
GUUUCCUGGCGGAGCUGCGGAGGGAACCGGACCGGACCGGACCGGGUCGAGCCCAGCCGUGCUGUUCGUGUCUGUCUGCGACACAAAUCCUCCUCGCUCUGAAUGCAGCAUCGGCCACCAUGGCUCCAUCGCUGUCCUCUUGUUUUCACCGCUGAAGUCACGUCGUUGGAUGCUCCGGUAACCGGAGGAGGAAGGAGGAGGCGGAGGGGGCAUCCCUAGCGGUCUUCGGCUACCAGACUGGCUCACCCCGGGAACGCCUGAGCUCUGGAGGAGGAGGAGGAGAAGACGAUUCAGAGAAGAGAAGAGUGAGGAAUGCUCCGAAACAAGGCUUAAGAAGGAAGGAAGGAGAGAACGAGGAGGAGAGGAGGGAAGAAGACAGCAAUUAGCACUGUGACAAGAGGAUCGCAGAAGGUGACGGCCCGCUGGAGGCAGGCCCACAGGUCCAGCUGUGGUAUCCCACUGAGUUCAGGACAACCGGAACGCUCACCACACUGGGAGAACUGGUGUUGAGGAGAAGCCAACAUGAGCGACCAGAACGUCGUCAAGGAAGGCUGGGUCCAGAAAAGAGGUGAGUACAUCAAGAACUGGCGACCGCGUUACUUUCUGCUGAAGACAGACGGCUCUUUCAUCGGCUACAAGGACAAACCGCAGGAUUCAGACCUGGCUUAUCCUCUCAACAACUUCUCUGUAGCAAAAUGCCAGCUGAUGAAGACCGAACGGCCCAAACCCAACACCUUCAUCAUUCGCUGUCUACAGUGGACCACCGUCAUCGAGAGGACCUUUCAUGUGGACUCUCCUGAUGAGAGGGACGAGUGGGCCGAGGCCAUCCAGAUGGUAGCAGAGUCUCUAGCUAAGCAGGAGGAGGAAGGCAUCCUGUGCAGCCCCACGUCUCAGAUUGAGAAUGUCAACGAGGAGGAGAUGGACACCUCCAUCAGCCACUACAAACGAAAGACAAUGAAUGACUUUGACUAUCUGAAGCUUCUUGGCAAAGGCACCUUUGGAAAGGUAAUUCUGGUGAGGGAAAAGGCUAGCGGCACCUACUACGCCAUGAAGAUCCUGAAGAAAGAAGUCAUUAUCGCCAAGGAUGAAGUUGCUCACACACUCACAGAAAGCAGGGUAUUAAAAAACACGCGGCACCCUUUUCUAACUUCUCUGAAGUACUCAUUCCAGACCAAGGAUCGACUCUGCUUCGUCAUGGAGUACGUCAACGGAGGAGAGCUAUUUUUCCACUUGUCCAGGGAGAGAGUCUUUUCUGAAGACCGUACCCGUUUCUAUGGUGCUGAGAUCGUUUCUGCUUUAGACUACCUACAUUCUGCCAAGAUCGUCUACCGGGAUCUAAAGCUUGAGAACCUAAUGUUGGACAAAGAUGGCCACAUCAAGAUCACAGACUUUGGUCUGUGUAAGGAGGGCAUCACCGACACGGCCACCAUGAAGACGUUCUGUGGAACACCUGAAUACCUGGCUCCUGAGGUUCUGGAAGACAACGACUACGGGCGGGCAGUGGACUGGUGGGGCUUGGGUGUGGUCACAUAUGAGAUGAUGUGUGGCCGCCUCCCCUUCUACAACCAGGAUCAUGAAAAGCUGUUUGAGCUCAUCCUGAUGGAAGAGAUCAAGUUCCCACGAACGCUUUCAGCAGACGCCAAGUCGCUGCUGUCAGGACUGCUGAUCAAAGACCCCAACAAACGGCUGGGCGGCGGACCGGAUGACGCGAAGGAGAUCAUGCGACACAGUUUCUUUGGCAGUGUGGACUGGCAGGACGUCUACGACAAGAAGUUGGUCCCGCCCUUCCAGCCCCAGGUGAGCUCAGAGACGGACACGCGCUACUUUGAUGAAGAGUUCACAGCACAGACCAUCACCAUCACCCCGCCAGAGAAAUACGACGAGGAUGGGGUCGAUGCAGCGGACAAUGAGCGAAGGCCUCAUUUUCCCCAGUUCUCCUACUCUGCCAGCGGGCGGGAAUGAGCCCUCCGGCCCAGCCUGGCCAUACCGUCCCAUCGUCGGCCAUUUUGAGGAAAACUCGUAGCCAUUCUAGGAAAAGAAGUACCAGUCUCCCCUCUUUCUCUUCUGUCUGCAGAUGGGAAGAAGUCUUAAGGGACUUUAAAAGAGGUUUUUGCACAGUGGGACAGAUUCAAGCCGGUCUCCCCACACUAAAAAAUCCCAGAUUUUCAGCUCCAUGUCCUGCAGAAGGCAACGUUCUUGUUAUUUAUUUGGUCUUUCAUCAGUAUUAAGUGGUCGGCCCAGGAUGUGUUCAUCUGUUCUCAUCAGUUCUGCCCUUUUCUCCUUUAGUUUGGACUUGUUGCACUUGGUUUGGAAUGGCCUUUCUAGGGAACAAAAACCAAAAAUGUUGCCUUACGUGUGCAGAUGUUUGGGUCGGGUCAGGACGGGUGCAUGUCCCGUGGUUCACUCCUCAUCCUGUUGCUAUGGGGGCACACAUUCCCAAAUCCCCGGCAGUCCCGCCUGUUAGGAGAGGACAACGAUGGAAGUUCUGCAGAAACACCUCAGAGCUCCUUCAUCUGAAACGGCGCACACCAUCUGGAGCCCAGAGCACAACCACAGCUCCUCCUGCUGCUCCUCUGUCUGGUCUCCUCAGCAGCAGACUUCAGGAAAGACGUUUCAACGUGUGAGCUGCUGUAGCGUAGAGGCGUGACUCAGAAGUUACUGAAGGAAGAAGAUUUUGUUUCUGUCUAUCGGUGUGGAGCCUGAGGAGGAGGAAGUGGAGGAGGAGGAGCCAGAGGAGGAGGAACUGGAGGAGGAGAAGCCUGAGAAGGAGCCUGAGGGGGAGGAGCCAGAGGAGGAACUGGAGGAGGAGGAGCCUGAGGGGGAGGAGUCAGAGUAGGAGGACCCUGAAAGGGAGGGACCUGAGGGGGAGGAGCUGUAGAAGGAGGAGCCUGAGGGGGAGGAGUCAGAGUAGGAGCACCCUGAGGAGGAGCCUGAAGGGGAGGGGCCUGAGGGGGAGGAGCUGGAGGAGGAGGAACCUGAGGGGGAGGAGCUGGAGGAGGAGCAGCACUCCACAACACGACCAGAUGUUAUUAAUCAUGUUAGUGAGGAGCUUCCACAGGUAAAACAGCUAAAUUGGCACCAAUCAGAUCAUAACAGUGAGACACACAACUUCCUCCUGUCCUUCAAAAUAAGAGUCUUAAUAGCCACAGACUAAAUGCUCCCAAAAAUCUUCUUCUCGAUUUCCAAGGAAAUCCUUCUACAGGUUCAGUUUAGACAGAAGGUGCCUUGGUGGUCCCACACAAGGCAUUGUGGGUGUUGUAGUUCUUGACCAGGGCUGGUUCAGAUUCCUGUUUAAACUUUACUCUGUUUCACCUUUCUCUCACACACACACACACACACACACACACGUUUCCUUUGACGGUCCCAGGACAGCCCAAACACCACAGGACUCUAUCGUAACCCGUGAGCCCAGAUCUGAGCAGAGCGUUGCUCCGGACUCACACCGCUGAACCGACAGGUGCUUUUAGGACCUUCUCUUCUGAUCUUAUGUUUUACUGUAACUCACUGUGUGAUCUUGAUGUUAAGCUAAGUGUAGUCAGGUUCUACCCAUGUAUGCUGUUGGCUCUGGUUCUGGACCAUCUCCAGCUGAUCCACCUCUACAAGCUCAGUGAGAUCUUCCACCGCUGGUCUGCUGGAAGCCCGAUGACCUUUGACUCAUUCAGACUUGCGUCAGUCAGUGAGAUGUGCUCUGGGCGGAUUCAAACGGAUCGAUUUGUUCCUGGAGGAAAGUGAAUGUCUGACUGUUGUGAUGAAGACGAGCAGAGAAGGGAUGAAGACAUGAGGGGCAGCUGGACUGGCUUUAUUUUGAAAAUAUCAGCAGGAUGUGUGGGAUUUGAACCACACACCACAGUGACGUCUGGGUAAGGACACACUACCUGCUCCGUUUUUAAGUCUGAACUAUGAAUCAGCAGAGAAGUGAGCCGUGAGGACUGUGAGGCUCCUGGAGGAACUUCUCGUGUACAUAUGCAAUGCUUUCUAUUUAUUUAGUUCAGAUGAUGCAGAUGAAAAAGUGCAUUUGUGGGAAACGUCUACAGAGAAUUGAGGACAAGACCCGACUACUGAUGAUUUUUAUUGUUUUUUUAUGCCCCCCCCCCCCCCCCCCCCCCCCCCGAAAUAAAGCCUCCGUGGAAUCAGCGGCUGAUGUUUUUCCUUUUAUGCUGAUAACAUCAGGUUGUUCCUGCCUCCUCUCACCCCUCCAUAGUGUUUGUUUUAUUUAUGUUUGUCAUGCCGAGCAGUGUUACCGUGUAUGUUUAAAAAAGGCACAUUCCGGAAGUCUCUGGAGGGUGUUGGAUGCCAUAACAAGUCUUUUUCCAUUGUUUUUGGGAUGUUUUCUUACCAAAACGUUAGGGCAAGAACCGAGUAGUGGACUUGAAUUGCCGUAGUAGUAUUUAUUUUUGAAUUAAAUUAAAACAAGUACAUU